AUGUAUCCCAAAGCACUCCUUGCCUUCCUUGCCACCUUCCUCCUCUUCUUCACCACCCUCGCCAGCCCCAUCCUCGACGCCCGCCAGGACCAAGGCAUCGUCACAUUCGACGCCGGCGACGCCUCCGAAAGCCAGGGAACCACCGAAACAAGCACUGGCACGAACACGCUCAGCAGCUCGACCGUAGACUGGUACCAGAUAUGGUUCUACCAGUACAACAGAAGCCUCUGGUGCAACAAGUACUGCUGCAACUUCCACCUCAUUGCCUACACCUGGGUUGUGGGGUAUCCGUCGGCUGUCAUCUGGUCUGGCCCUCAGUGCACCGGGACUCCUACUUACCUUUCUGGCCUGGAUUACCCUGUUUUCCUUUCCGGGGAGUACUACUCUAUGUCAUACUAG
Morchella sextelata is the source of this 399-nucleotide messenger RNA. RefSeq lists its product as uncharacterized. The record is from RefSeq and is a predicted model, not a curated record. NCBI's taxonomy places the organism in Eukaryota, Fungi, Ascomycota, Pezizomycetes, Pezizales, Morchellaceae. The coding region runs from base 1 to 399 and encodes 132 amino acids. The transcript has 2 exons.